AUGACCCUUCUACCCCCGAGUCAGCGUAUCGUGAAAAGGCCGGUGUGGCCAGUUGAUGAACGCGCCAGGACCGCGGUUAGAGACUUGCAAGAGGGAGAAUUGCUGCAGCUAAUUAUUGAUUACUCAGAGGAAGAGAUGCAGUUUGCCAACUCCUACAAGGGAGUCGACCCGGAAAUUGUCGCGGAGCAUUUUGUCUCCCCCUCGUCACAGGUAUAUUCCUUCUACCGGUAUCCAGGCUCUGGUUCUGUGGUCUUGAUCUGGACUCGACAUCAUUGGGCAAACUCGAGCAAGCACUUUGCCCGCCAGAAUGGAGUGCGGAUGGACAUGAUUGCUAUUGCCAAGGAGCAGGGAAUCAAAAAUGUACACCUGGUACCAGAGCCCCAUGUGACAUAG
Molecule: messenger RNA, 393 nt
Organism: Penicillium riverlandense
Lineage: Eukaryota; Fungi; Ascomycota; Eurotiomycetes; Eurotiales; Aspergillaceae
Exons: 2
Coding region: 1-393 (130 amino acids)
Source: RefSeq, a predicted model, not a curated record